CUUCGUUGAUUAGUUGGCUCCUACAUUAGUAUAUAACUAGGGCUUCUUUGGUCGUAUCAUUUACAUGCUCAUAUAGUAGUAGUUUCUGAUGAUAACGUUAUGAUGAUGGGAGUGAUACUUCUUAUAUAGGGGUUUUUCACUCUAAUUGUUCAGUCUAUGGUUGUCUUCGUUGAAGAAGCCUAUUCAGCUAUUGCUUGUUGCGCGACCGAACGCAAAUUUCCAAUUGUUUUGAUAUCAUAUGCCCUUCUUACAAUGAACAGAUUAUAACGGCCAAGCAAUUGUAGAUGACAGUAAAAUCUUUGACUUCUGAAGACAUCAAGGCUCAAUUUAAUCAAGUGCAGACCUUGUGGUUGCAGGAGCAACCUAUUGCUCUAGGCUACUAGACAAAGCCCAUCGAUCGAUUAAUGCAGCAUGUGCGGGGAUCAUGGCGUGCGCAAGAACCCCGCAUGCCACCGCCGUCGAUCCAUCUCUAUCCUUCAUUCUUCCAAUUCCCAUGAUAGUUCAUUUUGGUAUUCCAACAUCAAAAGCCGUCCAGUCAUGUCGUCACAAAAGGUCUAUCUCGACCACUUGCUUCUCCAAUUCAGCAAGACCGAGUUCGAGUCGCCUUCGAAAUGGUUGACUGAUCACUUUACUAUCAUUGAGGGCGGUACUCAUGCGGGUGGUCUGAGUCGCAACAAAUUAAUCAUCUUCCCCGACGGCACUUAUCUGGAACUCCUAAACUGGAUCAACAAACCAGAAGAUUGGAGAGACCGACCGGGCGAUUUUGCGCUUACAUCUUUAGCACCAGUCUCGGCCGAAGAUAACCAUGACCGUAUAGUCAAAGCGCUGAAUACCAUCGCUGAUGAUAGCCUGGGGGUGACGUACUCACAGCCGAUCGAUGGAGGACGUCAGACGCCCAGUGGGGUUGAGAUUCGUUGGAAACUACUAAAGGCACUUUAUUCCGAUACAAAGUCAACUACGCCAGAUCUUCAUCCCAGAGGCCGCACAGAUGCACCCUUCUUCUGCCAUGAUGUCACGGACAGGGUUCUUCGCGUCCCGUAUGAUCAGUCUUCUAUCGUUGAUCACCCAUCAGGCGCGACGGGGAUUGCGGGCAUCGAGCUGCUCGUGCCUAAAGAUAAGCUGCAAUCCUAUGUGGCCCUUUAUACGUGCAUAGUGGGAGCAUCCCCGCGCUUGUCCACUACCGAAGCGGAGUUCGAGCUCAGAGCGCCGGGUUCCCUAGAUUUCUCCGGGGUUCUUCGCAUUCGGGCUGCAACGUCGGAGAAUGAUGAUCAAUAUCUGCGGGAGAAAGGGAUUGGCAUCUCAUCUCUGAUCAUCCGAUCGAAAGCUAUCGGGGAUUUUCUCUUUCCUGUAUCAGAUUAUCUGCAUUGAGGCGCUCGUGCUAAUCCGUGUAUGUACCAAUGCAACUUGGAACUUGAAUCUUCGAUAAGGAACUAGUCAAAGAGAGGAAAUGAUCAAUCAACAUCAGUGUACUGCAGUCGCAGAUCUCAGUCCAUUGAGAGAAAUCAUGAUGUUAUGCGCAUGCUCUGUAGCCUAUGAUUGCGUACAAGGUUCUAGCAGGCCAUAAGUAGGCUUGAAGAUGCUCUCUAGACA
Messenger RNA from Aspergillus welwitschiae, 1590 nucleotides. RefSeq names its product glyoxalase-like domain-containing protein. NCBI's taxonomy places the organism in Eukaryota, Fungi, Ascomycota, Eurotiomycetes, Eurotiales, Aspergillaceae. The record is from RefSeq and is a predicted model, not a curated record. The transcript is spliced from 2 exons. The coding region runs from base 412 to 1368 and encodes 318 amino acids.